Messenger RNA from Cetraspora pellucida, 257 nucleotides. The record is from the annotation of a GenBank genome assembly. NCBI's taxonomy places the organism in Eukaryota, Fungi, Glomeromycota, Glomeromycetes, Diversisporales, Gigasporaceae.
AAAAUUUACUUCCUAUUAUUUUUGACCAGCAUUAUAAUUUUUAUCCAAAUAUUAUAAAAUUGUUAGAAAUAGUAUAUUCAAUUCCAUUUUCAAGUGUAGAAUAUGAAAGAGGAUUUUCUAAACAAAAUCUUAUUAAAAUUGAUAUUCGUAAUAGAUUAAGAAAUAAUAAUCUUUAUUUAUUUUUAUCACUAAGUUUAGUAAAUAAAAAUUUUAAAGAUUUUGAUUAUGAAAAAGCACUUAAAAUUUGGUUAAAUAUG